UUUGGGCAACAGCAUUUUAGGGAGAAUGUUCCGUCUCAAUCUGAUGAUUUAUUUGCAAUUAUAUACACUUCAGGAACGACAGGCUUAUCUAAAGGUGUAAUGCUAAGUCAUAAUAAUCUUUUGGUAGCACUGUGUUCGGUUUACUACGAAACUGAAGAACCACCAGGAUCCCGAAUAAUUUUUUAUUUACCUUUGACUCAUAUUUGUGGUAUCUUGAUUGAAGGCUUUGCAAUAGGAACAAAUUUUAUUCCUUGGGCAAAUCAAAUUUUUAGAGUUCUGGAUUAUGAAACACUAGUGAAAAAUGAUGUCGUUGUUAACGAAUUGUUGCAACGUUUAAAUAUUUAUGGAAAAAAUAACGGACUUAAAGGAUUUGAACAAGUUAAAGCAGUGCACUUGGAUAAUAUAGCUUUCUCUGUUGAAAAUGGGCUAUUAACCAAUUUGCUAAAUUUUG
This is a messenger RNA of Cetraspora pellucida, 451 nucleotides long. Lineage: Eukaryota; Fungi; Glomeromycota; Glomeromycetes; Diversisporales; Gigasporaceae. The record is from the annotation of a GenBank genome assembly.